AGCAGAUCCAGCUGAACUCUUUUGGCACAUUUUACGAAUGGAAAACCUGGAUGUGAUGGAAAGCAGUCUGCUUCCAUACAGGACUUCAGGAUGAGGGUAUCAGCAGCGCCCUCUGGCGGCACAACCUGCACCAUCGUGACGUCAAUUCAGCACUGGGAAGGAGACAGCUCCCUCCCUCCCUCCCUCCCCCCAAAACCCAGCGCGCCUCACGUUGCUCGGGUCCCCAGCACUUGAUAACACAUUUUACCCUCUGGCUUCCAUCCCAGUGACGUGAAACUCGUGGAUCUAACGGCGGUGGAAAUGCGAGAGCCAUCCCGAAGCGAAGACAAACACCGACGGGCUCCUUGACACGGACACAUACAAAGCCGAGCCCACCCCUUCACUUGACAACGCGACAUCCAGCAGGCAGAAAGACUUUCUUCCAAGCUCUUCCUCCUCCAUCCACCCUAACUUGAAGUGUUGGGGAAACCCCUGAUGAGUGGGACCUGUAUCCAUGAGCCCCGUGCCCCUUCCCCCUCCCUGUCAGGCUUCAGCACACCCCUCUCUGAACCCCCAUAUCGAAGACUCGAUGGAGACACCCCUGCUUGCACCCCGGAAACGGACCUGACCCCCACACAGUGUGUUCUCCGCAACGUGCUGUCCAUCGACACCGGUGGACAGGGGGCGCCCAGCGGCAGCAGCCCCACUCCCAGUGAUGGACCCACAGCCCACUUUGACAACAGCGUGCUAAAAUUACAUGAACAUGAGGCCUGCCACUGCGGCGGCGGCGCCGAAGCAGACCACAGUCCGGAGGCUGGAGCCGUCCGGAGCCAGUCGGAGAGCAUUCGGCUACAGUCGGGGAGUGGAGGGUUUUUGGAGGGAUUGUUCGGCUGCCUAAAGCCAGUGUGGACCAUGAUUGGAAAGGCCUACUCCACUGAACACAAACAUAACCAAGAAGAAUCCUGGGAGGUUCCUUUCGAGGAAAUCUCUGACCUGCAAUGGGUGGGCAGCGGCGCUCAGGGGGCUGUCUUCCUCGGAAAGUUUCACGGAGAGGAGGUGGCCGUGAAAAAAGUGCGGGACAUCAAAGAGACGGAGAUCAAACACCUGCGCAAACUCAAGCAUCCCAACAUCAUUACCUUCAAGGGCGUGUGCACCCAGGCUCCCUGUUACUGCAUCCUGAUGGAAUACUGCGCUCAAGGCCAGCUGUACGAGGUGCUCAGGGCGGGCCGUAAAAUCACUCCCUCCCUCCUGGUGGACUGGUCCAUGGGCAUUGCGGGUGGGAUGAACUACCUACACCUCCAUAAAAUCAUCCACAGAGACCUCAAAUCCCCAAAUAUGCUAAUCACACACGAUGACCUGGUGAAGAUCUCUGACUUUGGCACCUCAAAGGAGCUCAGUGACAAGAGCACCAAGAUGUCGUUUGCUGGCACGGUUGCCUGGAUGGCUCCUGAGGUCAUCCGGAACGAGCCGGUGUCAGAAAAAGUGGAUAUUUGGUCUUUUGGAGUUGUUCUAUGGGAGAUGCUAACUGGAGAGAUCCCAUACAAAGACGUGGACUCCUCUGCCAUCAUCUGGGGGGUGGGAAACAACAGCCUCCAGCUACCGAUCCCAGAGAGCUGCCCAGACGGCUUCAAGAUCCUCCUCAGACAGUGCUGGAACUGUAAGCCCAGAAAUAGACCUUCUUUUCGUCAGAUUCUUCUUCAUCUGGAUAUAGCCUCAGCUGAUGUACUAUCAACCCCACAGGAAACAUACUUUAAGUCUCAGGCUGAAUGGCGAGAGGAGGUGAAACAGCACUUUGAGAAGAUUAAAUCCGAGGGCACUUGUCUCCACCGACUCGACGAGGAACUGAUCAACCGACGCAGAGAGGAGCUCAGGCAUGCUUUGGACAUCCGUGAGCACUACGAGAGGAAACUGGAGAGAGCUAACAACCUCUACAUGGAGCUGAGCGCCGUCAUGCUGCAGUUGGAGCUCAAAGAGAAGGAGCUGCAGAGGCGAGAGCAGUCUUUGGAUAAAAAGUAUCCGGGUUUGUUUAAGCACCACAGCUCCAGACAAGGCAGCUCCUCCAACUCCAUGGACAAAAUCAUCAAGAAGAGAAAUGUCCCGCAGAAACUGCCCUCUGGAAAGAGGCCAGACAUCCCUAAAUCUGAAUUAAUCAUUCCCAAAAUGGAUUCCUCCGUCAUGCAAGUCACGUUCCCGACCUGCCCCAACAGAGGCUCCACCUCUCCCAGCCGGUCUAGGAGAGUAAAGACUCGCCAUCGUAAGCCUGGCAAGGGCAGCAGUGGGGAUCUGGCUGGACUGAAAGCCAAUCAGCCGUCCCCGAACAGGGACACGACUGCCCAGAGUAACAGUUCAACCAACAACACCUCGAAGCAGCACCUGGAGCCCUCUGCGGCGCUGCGAGGCCUCGGCCACGAGCAGCAGCAGAGGCAGCUGUCCUCCUCCAGCCCUGACCUCAUCUGCAACACGCUGGAGGCGGACGGCCAGGGGAAGAGAGAGGCCCCUGUGAGCGGGCGGGAAAGAGGGGGCAGCCUGGGCGCCUCUCCUGGUUUAGGGGUUUCAGAGGGGGGAGCAGCCGGUCUGGACGAUCUCACUGAAACCCCUCCGAGAAGCGACACCCCCAGUGAGGACGCCGCGUCGUUUCCAUUCUCCAGCAGUCCAGACUCGCCAUGCGGGAAGGGGGCAGCAGCAGGGAGAGGAUCCCUUGGAUCUCCUCGUCUGCCCCACGAUGGGGAGGACAAGGAGGAUGGGGCCGGCGCCGUGAGGCUACCUCGGGGGGCAUCGGGGGGAAUCGGAGGCCAACACCUGACACCUUCAGCCAUUUUGUACAGGGCAGCUAUCACACGCAAACAGAGGCGUGGAGUGUCAUCGGAAGAGGAGGAAGGUGAAGUUGACAGUGAGUUUGAGUUGCCACGGAGACGACGCCCGACCAGCAUUACCAAAUGCCAGUCGGUGUCCACAUUCAGCUCAGAGAACCUGUCAGUGUCGGACGGCGAGGAGGGUCACACCACCGACCACUCCCACAGCGGCACUCCGGAUGUGGUCAGCACCAACACAGAUGACAAGCUGGACGACCGCAGUGACGACCUCCUCUCUCAGGGAUCCGAGAUCCCCGUGGACAACACUGAUCCAGCGCAGGCCUCUGACGGCCUGUCUGAGAGAGAAGGCGGGUCGGGGCAGGCCAAAGCCCAGCAUGAGGCCGGACAGAAUUCUAAUGAGAGCCGGGUUCUGUGCGACGACUCCGACUGCGACAGCGCCGAGCUGGACCAGUCGGGGAGCGGGGAGCCGAGCCGUCCUCCCAGCGCCGGAGCGUGGGCGUCGCCGUCUCAGCCCUACCAGGGUUCUCCACAGACGCCCAACACAGGACCUCCGUAGACAAGCAAAGACCACCAAGAGUGGAGAACAUUUCCGUUUGGCGUGAGGGAUCUCCCCCGGAUCACACUCAGACUAUGAUAAGCUGAUUUAUGAUGUCUGAAGACUGGCAGGUAAAUCUGCAUCAGAGGACAUUCAUCAUAACAUCAGAUAUUUUGGCAGCUUGUGGGAUAAGGUUCAUGUCAUACUGGUUAGGUAGGAUUUAGGCGAACUAUAAAAAACAAAACGUAGGUCACCACGGUUACCAUUUCUCCUGUUUUGCAAAAAUCCUUCCUGAGAUGCACAAGUAAAUACCAGACACUAAGUCCUUUAAGUACUAACCCAUCACUCUGGGAGCAUCCUCCAUUUAUACUCAAAGACACGAAUGCAUCAAGUACUAAUGAAUAAUAAUGUAAAUAUUCAUGACAUACCACAUGGAAAAUAUCUAACUUUAUUUUGUUUGUAAGAUAAAUUGUAUGACUUAAAACGGUAUGCAGCCCUGUGAACAAAUGCAUGACUAUAUGUUUAUAAUUUAUGGUUCGAAAGUGUCCGUUUUAUAUUUUGUGAAAGUUUACACUUUUUUAAUCCUGAAAGUAUUAUUUCUGCAUUUGUUUCUUUUUGUAAAUGACUGCACUUAAAGAAAAAGAAGAAAAAAAAGUAAAUGAAUGAAUAUGUUACCAAAACACUGAUCAUGAUGCAUAGCUAGGGAUCUCAAUAUACAUAAAUAUAUAUUUUUUAUUUAAACUCCCUGCUACAAAGUUGGAAACUCACAACUACAAACGUGUUGUGUCUUUGAGUUGAACAAACCUGGAGACUUUUAGGUUCACUGAACAGACAUCUCUGACAUUAACCCAUUGUGUUGGAGCACAGCGACCUUACAGGAGACUUAUUUAGAAUGUUGUUUUAUAUCUGCAUCAGAAUCCGUGGGAUGUUAAACAUAAUAGGAGCAUCUGCGUGUUCAGCAAUUCUAGAAAAAUCUGCAUCGUCUAUGGUGGGACUGUUACAUAUAAGCAAUGUGCAAUUUAAUCACCUUAAUUGAAUUGUUAAUGUUGCAGGUCUUUCAAUCAUUUGACCUUUAACACUAAGCACUAAGUGCAGGAUGACCAAUGUCAGCCACACAAUAGAUUCAUAUAAAUAACUAAUGGUGGUAUUGGCAGAUUAUUACUUUACAUACUCAUGUAAACUGCCACAUUACCCACAAUGCAUCACUUUGUUGAGAAUAGAGUAAAGGGGGCACAGAGCUAACUGAUUGCUGGUUUUCCCCACAUAGUUUCCAGCCAAGUGAAUGGUAUGGUGUCACAUUUAUGACAAAAGUAGUAGCGGGAUUCUUCUUCUGGUCAAUUCAGUCGCCAAUUUUACACGGUACGGAUAUCGCCCGAUUUUGGUAUUUUGGGAACAGACGACGUGAGUGUUCCGAGAAUCAAAAGCUUCAAGUGUUUGAGGUGGGACCAGCGAAGCCCACAUGGUCAAAUUGAGAAAUCUGAUUGGUUAGUUUGUAACUUGAAUAACUAGCGAUAAAGAAAAUAUAUUAUAAUUAUGGAAAAAAAUUAGGUUUAGCAAGAAAAUGUAAAAAAAAAAGACACACUACAACACACUACUUUACAGAAUGAUUAAUAGCUGUUUAUUUUUCAAUAGAAAUCUGUGGGAUUUUGGCUUUCUGGUACUUCCUGUUUGUGACACAAGGGGGAGGGGCUGAUCGGUCCAGUCCUCUUUGUACUGUCUAUGGCAGGGGUGUCAAAUCUAAAACACACCUCAUGUCGAACGCUGAAAAACAUAAGCAUUUAUUAAACACACUAAAACUACUUUUUUAAAACUUUAAAAGUGUAACUUUUUAACAUUACUAUGAAUAAUAAAAAGGCAGGAAUAUAUUAAUUAAUGUUUAAUAUUUUACUCUCCAUAAA
This is a messenger RNA of Oryzias melastigma (Indian medaka), 5225 nucleotides long. It is a transcript of the gene map3k12, whose product is annotated as mitogen-activated protein kinase kinase kinase 12. The transcript is spliced from 14 exons. The record is from RefSeq and is a predicted model, not a curated record. Lineage: Eukaryota; Metazoa; Chordata; Actinopteri; Beloniformes; Adrianichthyidae. Gene Ontology annotation, molecular function: ATP binding; JUN kinase kinase kinase activity. Gene Ontology annotation, biological process: protein autophosphorylation; JNK cascade. The coding region runs from base 475 to 3348 and encodes 957 amino acids.